AUGCUGCCAAUCCAGAACAACAUGGAGAUCCUAAGUAACUUGACAUCUAAAUUUCCAGCCUUCUUUUUGACCAGUAUUCCUGGCCUAGAGUCUGUCCAUGCCUGGAUCUCCAUUCCUUUCUGUUGUCUGUAUACCGUUGCCCUCUCUGGGAACAGCAUGAUCCUGUUUGUCAUCAUUACCCAGCAGAGUCUCCAUGAGCCCAUGUACUAUUUCCUCUCCAUGCUGUCAGCUGCUGACUUGGGCUUGACUCUUUCUACAAUGUCAACAACAUUAGGCAUUCUCUGGUUUGAUGCAAGAGAAAUCAGUCUGGAUACUUGCAUUGUCCAGAUGUUUUUUCUUCAUGGAUUUACCUUCAUGGAGUCUGGGGUGCUGGUAUCUAUGGCUUUUGACCGUUAUGUGGCGAUCUGUGAUCCUCUGAGGUACACUACCAGUCUCACUAAUUCCAGAAUCAUUCAGAUGGGCCUCUUAAUGAUUAUACGCACUGUGGUAUUGAUAGUGCCACUACUCUUGCUCCUUAAGCCCCUGUAUUUCUGUAAAAUGAAUACCCUUUCCCACUCCUACUGUUACCAUCCAGAUGUGAUUAAAUUAGCAUGUUCUGAUACUCGGGCCAACAGCAUCUGGGGAUUAAUUAAUCUCAUCCUGACCACAGGAGUAGAUACACCAUGCAUCAUCCUGUCUUCUAUCUUGAUCGUUUGCUCUGUCCUCCAUAUUGCCUCCCCUGAAGAACGACACAAGGUCUUUAGCACCUGUGUCUCCCACAUUGGAGCUGUAACUAUUUUCUAUGUCCCCAUGAUGAGCCUGUCCUUGGUGCAUCGCUAUGGUCGAACAGCACCCAAAGUGGUCCAUUCGAUGAUGGCCAAUAUAUACCUGCAUUUGCCCCCUGUCCUCAAUCCCAUCAUCUACAGUGUAAAAACAAAACAGAUUCGCAAGGCUGUAUGCAGUCUUCUCCUUACAAAAUAA
Equus quagga is the source of this 960-nucleotide messenger RNA. RefSeq names its product olfactory receptor 51F1-like. Bases 1 to 960 code for a protein of 319 amino acids. NCBI's taxonomy places the organism in Eukaryota, Metazoa, Chordata, Mammalia, Perissodactyla, Equidae. The record is from RefSeq and is a predicted model, not a curated record. The transcript has a single exon. Gene Ontology annotation, cellular component: membrane. Gene Ontology annotation, biological process: G protein-coupled receptor signaling pathway. Gene Ontology annotation, molecular function: G protein-coupled receptor activity; olfactory receptor activity.